GGUUAAUUUUGAGUCAUCCAAGCUCCGAGAAGUAGAACAAUUUGAGAAAAAAAUUCCUCCGCCGCUGCGACACAGAAAAAGACAACUUCGAGUGUGCUGUUUUUUCCCCCGUUGUGUCCUGGAUAUAAUCAACGAUAUAUGGGGUAGUACGAAUUUUAUAAAGCGAUUAUAGACAAUCAGAACUUAGAUGUAAGCGUUUAAAAAGCUUUUGCCAUCGUUUCAGCCCGACAAUAGAUCCCCUCUGACUUCAGCGGAAGGAUACCUGUCUUGUGCCUCCCCGUAGGGACUUCAGUGAGUAGUGAGCGCAGAGAGGUGGGAGACUUUUCAGCGCCGUGUGUGACUUGUAAAAGUGAAAUGUAUGUGUAUUUUUAAGUUUUUAACCUAAAGACAAAGAGGUCACACGUAAAAAAAAAAAAAAAUCAACUAAAAUGUUGUAACUUGGCACAAGAAGUCGUUUUUCAUCUUUCUAGUGCGUGAGGCAUUUCCAGCGAGACUUUUUGAGAACUAACCGACCGGGGAGACAGCUCAACUUUGGGCUGGCGACCUUAUGUGGAUUAUACCAAAAUAUGGAGCCGAUACCCGGUUUAUCCUCGGGCAAAUCACUAGUCUUCGUCUUCUGCUUCAUUCAGCUUUCUCUGGCUCUGCAGUGUGUGGACAAUAAGGCGCCUUGUGUUAACAAUGCUACGUGUCUAACCUUCAGCAAUGGCACUGGAUACUGCAGGUGUGCUCCAGGCUUCCUGGGUGAAUACUGCCACCAUAAGGACCCAUGUCAUCCUGGAUACUGCCUGAAUGGGGGGAACUGCUCUGUGUCUAUGUCAGCUGGUGUACCUGUACCAGGCAGCGCCAGCUGCACCUGCCCUCUUGGUUACACUGGACAGCACUGCCAAACUCCACAGAACUCCACGUGCUACCCCAACAACCCCUGUGCCAACCGAGGUGUCUGCACCCUGCUGUCCCUCGACAAAUACACGUGCGAGUGUGCCAGAGGAUGGACAGGACUGCGGUGUGAGCAUGAGGACAGCUGUCUCUCUAGUCCCUGUGCCAAUGGUGGCAAAUGCAGCUCUUUGUCAGGUAGCAGCUACACAUGUACCUGUCCUCCUGGCUACACAGGUCUUCGCUGCCUCAAUGACACAAAUGAAUGUGCAGCCACACCCUCUGUAUGCCAGAAUGAAGGAAUGUGUGUCAACACCCCUGGCUCCUACAAGUGUAUUUGUGCCCCGGGGUUUACGGGCCGACACUGUGAAAGCUCAUACAUCCCUUGCUCACCUUCACCAUGUCUAAAUGGAGGCACCUGCCACCAAAAUUCUGAAACCAGCUACUCCUGCCACUGUCUUCCAGGAUUUAAUGGGACAAACUGUGAGAAUAACAUCAAUGACUGCCCAGGUCAUCAGUGUGCCAAUGGAGGAACCUGUAUGGAUGGAGUCAACACCUACAACUGUCAGUGUCCCCCAGAGUGGACUGGUCAGCACUGUACAGAGGAUGUGGAUGAGUGUCGUCUGCAGCCGAACACAUGCCAAAAUGGAGGGACCUGCAGCAACCUUCUCGGCAGCUACGUCUGUGUGUGCGUCAAUGGAUGGAGUGGACCGGACUGUUCUGACAACAUUGAUGACUGUGCAACAGCUUCCUGCAGCGCCGGCUCAACAUGCAUUGACCGAGUUGCCUCUUUUCUCUGUCUCUGCCCCCAUGGAAAGACAGGUUUACUUUGCCAUAAAGAUGAUGCCUGUAUCAGCAACCCGUGUAGAGAGGGCUCUCAGUGUGACACCAACCCUAUCAGUGGCAUGUUCAACUGUAACUGUCCACCUGGAUAUGUAGGCAGCACCUGCAACAUCGACAGAGACGAAUGCAGUAUUGGUACCAACCCCUGUGAGCAUGGCGGUCAGUGCGUGAACACUGAUGGCUCCUUCACCUGCAACUGUGUUAGGGGUUACGCUGGGCCACGCUGUGAACAAGACGUCAAUGAGUGUGCUUCAAACCCCUGCCAGAAUGAUGGAACAUGUCUGGAUCGCAUUGGGGACUACACAUGUAUCUGCAUGCCCGGAUUUGGGGGGACUCAUUGUGAGAUAGAGGUGAAUGAGUGUCUCAGCUCACCUUGUCUGAACCAGGGUAAAUGUCUGGAUCAGGUCAGCCGCUUUGUCUGCGAGUGCCCAGCAGGCUUCAGCGGUGAAAUGUGUCAGAUAGACAUUGAUGAGUGUUCGAGCACACCUUGUUUAAAUGGUGCCAAGUGUAUCGACCGACCCAACGGAUACGACUGUGAAUGUGCUGAAGGCUUUACUGGUCUACUUUGUGAAGAAAACAUCAAUGACUGCAUGCCCGAGCCGUGCCACCAUGGUGUGUGUAAGGAUGGCAUUGCCACCUUCUCCUGUGAGUGCCAGCCUGGAUACACUGGCCUGAUCUGUAGUUCCCAGGUCCUUGAGUGCCAUAGCAACCCUUGUCAGAACCGAGGACGCUGCAUUGAUCUGGUUAAUGCCUACCAGUGUAACUGCCUACCAGGAACUUCAGGGGUGAACUGUGAGUUCAAUGAAGAUGACUGUGCCGGCAACCCCUGCAAGUAUGGAGAGUGCCAGGAUGGCAUUAAUGAGUACAAGUGUGUGUGUUCCCCGGGAUACACAGGAACUAAAUGUGAAGUGGAAAUCAAUGAGUGUAACUCAAACCCAUGUAUGAGUGGGGGAACCUGCAAGGACAAUAUCAACGGGUUCCAGUGCCUGUGCCCACCCAGCACCCAUGGGCCUCUGUGCCUCUCUGGGACUGACCACUGUGCACAUCGCCCUUGUGUGCAUGGAGAUUGUAUUGAACAGCAACAUGGGUACCGUUGUGAGUGUCAAGCUGGCUGGAUAGGACAAAAUUGUGAGCAGGAAAAGGAUGAGUGCCAGCCCAGUCCAUGCCAGAAUGGUGGCACCUGUGUGGACCGACAUAAUGGCUAUAACUGUCAGUGCCAAUCUGGAUUCUGGGGUGUGAACUGUGAGAGGAACAUAGAUGAAUGUGUGUCUGGCCCCUGUCUGAACCACGGCAUUUGUAUUGACGGAGUCAACAGUUACACUUGUCAUUGUAGUCCACCAUUCACAGGUAAACACUGUGAGGACGAGCUGGUUCCCUGUGCUUCUCAUCCAUGUGAGAGGGGGGGAGUGUGUCGUCCAACUGCAGACUACACCUCUUAUACCUGUCGCUGUCCUGCUGGGUGGCAAGGUCCACGCUGCACUGAAGAUGUGAAUGAAUGCAAAAAGAAUCCUUGCAAAAAUGGUGGUCAUUGCAUGAACAGCCCAGGCAGCUACAAGUGUAAAUGUCAACCUGGAUACAGCGGCCACAACUGCCAGACAGAUAUUGACGACUGCUCACCCAAUCCAUGCUUAAAUGGAGGUACCUGUGUGGAUGAUGUUGGGAGUUACACCUGUGACUGCCGCCCCGGUUUUGAAGGGGAUCGCUGUGAGGCAGAGGUAGAUGAGUGCGCCAGCCAGCCCUGCCAGAACGGGGCCGUCUGCAGGGACUACGUCAACAGCUUUGUGUGCGAGUGCCGACCAGGCUUUGAUGGAAUCCUGUGUGAACACAACAUCCUAGAGUGCACUGAGAGCUCAUGCCUUAAUAAUGGGACUUGCAUUGAUGACAUCAACACCUUUUCAUGCCGUUGCCAUCCUGGUUUUUACGGGGUGUUCUGUGAGUUUGAGAAGAAUGAGUGUGACUCUCAGCCCUGUAAGAAUGGAGGCACCUGCACUGACGGCCUGGGCACUUACCGGUGCACCUGCCCUGUGGGAUACAAUGGACAGAACUGCCAGAACUUUGUGAACCUGUGCAGCAAGGUGCACUGUUACAACUCCGGCUCCUGCUCUCAGACAGCAACCUCCUGGACCUGUCACUGUAAAAUGGGAUGGACAGGACUUUACUGUGAUGUUCCUAACAUGUCCUGCCAGAACUAUGCUGCCAGGGAGGGUCUGGAAGUGGAGAGUGUGUGUAAGAAUGCUGGGCGGUGUGUGAAUGCUGGCAAUUCCCACAAGUGUCAGUGUCAGCCAGGAUACAUGGGCAGCUACUGUGAAGAGAUGGUCGAUGAGUGCCAGUCAAACCCGUGUCGCAAUGGAGCUACAUGCAAGGACUAUCAGGGCACAUACGAGUGUUUAUGUAAGCCAGGCUUCCAGGGUGUGAACUGUGAGUAUGAUGUUGAUGAAUGCCACUCUAAGCCGUGCCACCAUGGAGGAACCUGUAUAAACCUCAUCAACCACUUCAAAUGCUCCUGCCCACCUGGGACACACGGGCUUCUUUGUGAAGUGAACAUGGAUGACUGUGCCCCCAAGCCUGGUUCUUGGGAACCUCGCUGUCUAAAUGGAGGACAGUGUAUGGAUGGCGUGGGCCGUUACACGUGCUCCUGCCCUCCAGGAUUCGUUGGAGAACACUGUGAGGGAGAUCUCAAUGAAUGCCUGUCUGGGCCCUGCCACGCCCCCGGCAGCCUCGACUGUGUGCAACAGGUCAAUGAUUACCAGUGUCGCUGUCGCCUCGGAUACACGGGUCGUCAUUGUGAGUCCAUGGUGGAUCUGUGUCUGUCUAAGCCGUGUCAUCACGGUGGUGUCUGCUCCAUGAACAUGAGCUCAGUACACGGCUACACCUGCUCCUGUGUUCCUGGCUUUACUGGGUUCAACUGUGGUGAAAUAGAAGGCUACAGCUGUGCUAAGCUACAUUGCCAGAAUGGCGGGCGCUGCGUUGAGUCAUCAGCUGGCAUCCUGUACUGCCAGUGCCAGUCAGGCUUCAAUGGGCCACACUGUGAGAAUGAUCAGAGGUGUCUGACACCCUGCCAAAACGGAGGAACCUGCAUCAAAGACCCAUCCAACCCAUUCCAGUACACCUGCCGCUGCCCCACGCACUUCUCUGGACGAUACUGUGAGAACAAAUUACAAUCCUGCCCCUAUCUGCAGUGUGUGCAUCACGCAGGGGAUAAAGUGUGUGAUGAUCAGUGUAACAACCAUGAAUGUCAGUGGGAUGGAGGAGACUGCUCACUCAACUGGCGGCAGCCUUGGGUUAACUGCACCGCCAGCGUUCCCUGCUGGGAUCUCUUUAAAAACGGACGUUGUGAUAAAGAGUGUGACAACCCUGGUUGCCUCUUUGACAGCUUUGAGUGCCAGGACACUGCAACUGCCCUCUGCAAGUAUGACAAGUAUUGUGCAGACCACUACAGCAAUGGUGUGUGUGACCAGAGCUGCCACACGGAGGCCUGUGGCUGGGACGGCCUGGACUGUUCAAGUGACACUGCGCCCAAAGUGAUAGACGGCACUCUGGUAAUCGUGGUUCGGCUGCAACCUAAGGAGCUGAUUGGUGACUUGAAAGGUUUCUUGCGCUCCUUGGGAGCCCUGUUACACACCAAUCUGCGGGUGAAGCUGAAUGAAAAAAAGGAGCCUAUGGUAUACCCAUACUUUGCAGAGGCGGAGCAGGGACGACACAUACAGAGGAGCAGGAGCAAGCGGGAGCUGGACAAGGAGGUUAUUGGGUCUGUGGUGCACCUGGAAAUUGAUAACCGCGAAUGUUCCCAGAGCUCUAACUACUGCUUCUCCAACACUAAUGAGGCUGCGUCCUUCAUUGCAGCAGCACAUAUCAAGGCUGACCUGCCUUACCCUCUAGUGUCUGUUAACAGUGACCCGACCAUUCCACCGGAGUCUCUUCAACCUGUGUUUUACCUGAUUGCUGUGGCUGUGGUAGUCAUCCUGCUCAUUCUGGUGCUGGGGAUGCUAGCAGCCAAGAGGAAGCAUAAACAUGGUGUCCUGUGGCUGCCUGAUGGCUUCAUGGCCAAUAAAAAUGACAAGAGGAGGGAACCUGUUGGACAAGAUGACUUUGACAUGAAGAAUUUCAAGACACAGGAUGGAUCCAUGAUUGAAGGAGGUCAGAGGUGGCUGGAGGACGAGGUUCCAUCCAAGAAACCAAGAACUGAAGACAAACCCUUGCUGCCCAUUGCUAUGGAUGGAGGUGUUGAUCGAAGGGAGUGGACUGUGCAGCAUCGCAAAGCUGCUGACAUCACUCUCACUCCCCCGCAGGCCGACCUGGACACUGACUGUCUGGAUGUUAACGUCAAGGGACCUGACGGCUUCACUCCACUGAUGUUGGCAUCGCUGCGUAACGGCGGAGGCCCAGACUGUAGCAUUCACGGAGAAGAGGAGGAGGAGAGUGGAGGAGAUGAACCGGGACCUAGUGUCAUCUCAGACCUGAUCGCUCAGGGUGCCUCACUGAUGGCCCAGACUGACCGCACAGGAGAAACAGCACUACACCUGGCUGCCCGCUAUGCCAGGGCUGAUGCUGCUAAGAGGUUGCUGGACGCUGGAGCCGAUCCCAACGCUCAUGACAACAUGGGCAGAACUCCCUUGCAUGCCGCUGUGGCAGCUGAUGCACAGGGAGUCUUCCAGAUUUUGAUCCGUAAUCGUGCCACAGAGCUAGAUGCCCGUAUGAAUGACGGCACCACCCCACUGAUCCUGGCAGCCAGGCUCGCUGUGGAGGGCAUGGUGGAAGAGCUGAUCCACUGCCAUGCUGACAUCAAUGCUGUAGACGACCACGGUAAAUCUGCUCUUCACUGGGCAGCAGCAGUCAAUAAUGUGGAGGCCACUCUCGUGCUUCUGAAGAACGGAGCCAAUCGUGACAUGCAAGACAAUAAGGAGGAGACUCCACUGUUUCUUGCAGCCAGAGAAGGCAGCUUUGAGGCAGCUCAGGUACUCCUCGACCACUACUCCAAUCGUGACAUCACUGAUCACUUGGAUCGGCUGCCUAGAGACACCGCUCAUGAGCGUAUGCAUCAUGACAUAGUCCGCCUGCUGGACCAGUACAAUUUGGUUCACAGUCCACACAAUGGGGCUAAUCCCAUGGGUGGAGGAGGAAACUCUGUCAUGUGUGGGGCCAACGGAGCAGGCUUCAUUGGCAUGCGUCCCGGGCCACAGGGGAAGAAGAGCAGGAGGGGAGGAGGGGGGGCGAAGGUGGGAGGUGUUGGCGGCGGUGCAAAGGAGCUAAAAGACAUGAAGGCGAAACGAAGAAAGAAGCCCGCUGGAGGAGAGGGGCCAGGUGUGGAUGGUGGAGUAGGGGGAGGAAGCGGAGGAGGCACAGGAGGAGGGAACACAAAUGGCGUCAAGGCAGCAGGAGGACUUCCAGAGAGCUCUGUCACCAUGUCACCUGUUGACUCGCUGGAAUCACCACACUCAUACACAGGCGACGUGUCUGGCGCCGUCUCCACCACGGCAAACUCCCCUCCCCUCCUGAGCAGCCCCACCUCCAGGCCAAUGCUGCCUCCUGUCAGCCACAUGCUGGGACAGCAGCAGGGCUGGGUGGGCAUGGGCAAACACGGCUACAGCGGCCACAUGUUCGGCCUCGUCCCGCACCAGAUGGGGGGAUCCCACACCGGCAUGGGCCAGCACCACAGCCAGGGCCCCAUGCUGACCCCUAUGAAUGUCACGAUGAGCAGGGAGCAGCUGCCUCCCAUCGUCACGUUCCAGAUGAUGGCCCCGGGUGGAGGCCAAGCUAUGCUGAAGCAGUCGCAGCCAAGGCAGGUCCAGGUCACACAGUCCCAGGGACAGAACCAGAAUCAGGCUCGCUCUCAGCAGGGGCCAGGCCACCACCACUGCACCCAGGGUAUGAUGUACCAGAUGCCCGAGCAGAUGAGCAUGGGGCACGGGCUCUCCCACACCCUGCAGCAUCCCCACACCGUCAGCCACGGAGGGAUCGAUAGCCAAUCUCGGCCGCUGCCAUCUUAUCCGCCCAUGCAGAGCCCCGUGGAUAAAUACCCCACACCGCCCUCCCAGCACAGCUACACCACCGCCGGCUCAGAGGGCACCACCCCCGGCCACUCGGCUCACCCACCCAGCGAGCACCCUUAUCUCACCCCCUCACCUGAAUCCCCAGACCCCUGGUCGUCCUCUUCGCCUCACUCCAACUCAGACUGGUCUGAUGUCACCACCAGCCCCACACCUCUGGGUAACCCCCACCAUGCACUGCCGUCGUCACACCGCACACACAUUCCAGAGCAGGUGCAGCUGCAGCCGCAGUCGCAACAGAUGCAGCAGCCCUCUCAACAGCCUCAGCUCGGAAACAUGCAGGUGUUUGCGUAGGCCGUACUGUGGAAAGCAUAAACAGACUGACUUUGGGGUUCUGUGUAGUAAAACUCUGACACAUAGAAACUCAUAAGUGCUUUUCUCACUUCUCUGUUAAUCUUCUUUGUUCUUCAUCAUAGUACUCACACCUCGCCUUUUUAUGUUUUCUUUUCCUCUUUGCACUUAUAUAGUUUCUAAAGCGUCAAUGAGUGUUGUCAGCUAGAAAUCAAAUGUUUUCAAUACCAAAAAGUGUGGAGUAAGCUGAGACAAGCUAAUUUUAUUUUUCCUUUGUUGUUCCCUCGAUCCCAGCCAAACAUGCUCUGCUCUCUGUGGGCGGAGUCAAGAGUCCUGUUUUGGGCUUUUGGCACCAAAACACAAACUUUUUAUCGAGGGAUCAUUGAGGAACUGCCGACCAGAUGGCGGUCGGCUGGUAUUGCAUCAGAGAAACAGAACGUUGAGAUGGACACUGAGAUAGGACCGAGGAUGUUCUGCAUUGAUAUUAUUGGAGGACAUUGUUAUUUCUUUCUGCUAUACGCUAUCAUUAUGUUGUUUUAAUGUGAUAAAGCCUGCCAAUACUAACUCCUUGUUGAAACCACUCACUCUAUUUUUUUUUAUUUUUUUUUUUAAGAUUGCUCGUAUUCAGUUAAUGCUUUCAUUCUCAAAGCAGAAAACCACCUAGUUGUUUCCUUAUUGUGUUUUUUUGUUACUUGUGCAAAAGGGGGAUUUUUAUAAAUGACUGUAACAUGAUCAGAAAAAUUACAGAUUAGAAAGAAAAUCCACUCAGAGAAUCCUGUUACUAUGUGGUUCUUAACUUCUUUUGUAAACAACUUAAAUGUAUUUUAGUACAUUGAUUGCGAUUAGUGUUUCCCAUUAAUAGAGACAGUUCAUUAAAUGCAGUUUUUACUUGCAAGGAUGUAAAUAGAAACUAAUGUAUUAUCCAUGUUUUAAAGGCAGUUACUGUUACAGAAAUCAGAGUUCACACGGACACAGUCAUACUGUGUUUCUAAUGAUGUUGCCACAUAUGGUGCCACCACUAUAUACUUCAUGUGUUUUUGAGGGAUUCAUUCAGAAGCUUGACAAACUUUAUGCAAAAACAUACAUUAGUUUUGUCACACUGUUACUGUUGUGUUACCAGGUUUAGUAUGUUUAAAUGUACAUAGACUUAUAGCACACUCUGCUCAUAGUUUACUUGGCAAAGGCCUUUUUCUGUUUUUUUAUAUGAAUACUGUUCGCACUUCUUGAAUGAUUCUGAAUGUUUCUGAGGUGCAUGUUUUUUUCCCUUUUAAAGUGCCUCUUUUUUUAAAUGUUUUAUCUUCAAAAUAAAUCAUAACCAGUUUUGCCUUUUGUUUAACUACAAUCAGUAUAUCUGUGCACCUUUUUUUUUAAUUGCAAUGAUUCAUAAACCAAGUCUGGAGUUAGGUUUAAUAAGUUUCCUUCUUAAAGUUUAGGUUGAUCAUGUUUUGUAUGACUACUCUGUUAAACACAGACAAUCAUUUACUGUUAUAAAACUUAAAAAAAGGAACAUCAAUGUCUGCAAGACCAAAUUAUUCUUUUUUUCAGCCAAAAAUGUAUUUUCAAAUGUCUGUUGAUUGUUCUUGUGAUCCAGAAAAGACUCAAGUCAGACACACAGCACACAUAUCCUAAACCAAGAAUUUUCGUUUUGUUUGGAAUUACUACUGUGUGUGUGAACAAGCCAAAUUAUUCAUGUUUCAUUCAUAUUCCCAAUGCCUGUACUGACAAUGGAUGUCCCUGCAGUUUCACAAAACACAUGUACUGUUCAUUGAGGUGUCAGUCAACAUCAAACCUUUUAAAAACGUUUUAUCAUAGCAUGUUACCUUCCGCACAUACAGUUGGCAAAAGCUGUGUAUCUAUUUUCUGUAUAUAAAAUGUUUUUAAUCUUUAUGUUUCUUUCCUCUGUUAACCAAAUAUCCUAUAAUAUUCAUGUCAUAUGAAGUAGUUGUCACCAUGUUUGUAUAAGGUAGAACUAAAACUGAUAAGUUGUCCGUUGGGAAAAAAAAAAAAAAAGAUCAACCAAAUGUGCUUACUUAAAUAAAGCAGAGGUCUUCGUA
Scomber scombrus (Atlantic mackerel) is the source of this 10108-nucleotide messenger RNA. It is a transcript of the gene notch2, whose product is annotated as notch receptor 2. Gene Ontology annotation, cellular component: signaling receptor complex; plasma membrane. Bases 567 to 8057 code for a protein of 2496 amino acids. NCBI's taxonomy places the organism in Eukaryota, Metazoa, Chordata, Actinopteri, Scombriformes, Scombridae. The record is from RefSeq and is a predicted model, not a curated record. Gene Ontology annotation, biological process: regulation of DNA-templated transcription; apoptotic process; regulation of developmental process. Gene Ontology annotation, molecular function: protein binding; calcium ion binding; signaling receptor activity. The transcript has 35 exons.